AUGGUUCUACGCCUUGCACUCAACAACACGAACAGUCCUGUCUCAGUUGGCACUGGCGCUCACAUUACCGACCUCAACUUUGACAACAACCAUGCGGGGACCACCUUCGGCGAAAGAGAAGAUCGAACCUUCCAAGAGCGUGAAUCCUCUGCCUAUGUGGACGGCGAAGCUGUAGAACAACCUGCUGACACCCACGAGAAAGGUAGCGAGUCCAUCGUGACUACCUUCACAAAAUACCUUUGA
Molecule: messenger RNA, 243 nt
Organism: Psilocybe cubensis
Lineage: Eukaryota; Fungi; Basidiomycota; Agaricomycetes; Agaricales; Agrocybaceae
Exons: 2
Coding region: 1-243 (80 amino acids)
Source: RefSeq, a predicted model, not a curated record